Messenger RNA from Danaus chrysippus (African queen), 2742 nucleotides. Lineage: Eukaryota; Metazoa; Arthropoda; Insecta; Lepidoptera; Nymphalidae. The record is from the annotation of a GenBank genome assembly.
AUGACGGAGACGCGAAGAUUACAAUUACAUUUAGGGAAAUGUAUAGAGGAUUUGGACAAAUUAUACAAUGUACCUGACUUGAAAUCUAAAAGAGCAACGAUGUUAUGCAAAACAGCUCAAAAACUCUUCGAGUCUGCAGAGGAGGCUCGUGAGAAGGGUGACGAAGAGUAUUCCUAUGUCCAGUACAUGAAAUACUUACGUGUCAUUGCUUACAUAAGCAAAGACAAAGACUACUUGAAGGACAAAACAUACUUCAACAGUAUGCUCGGUUCUAAAAACCCCAACAAGGCAAUGGAUGCUGCUGAGAAAUUAAAGAAUAGUUUAAUAAUAAGAUAUGAGAAAGAACAGCAAGCAAAUCGUCUGAACGACAUUCAAGAGAACGAGCUGAUCAAACAGAAGAUGGAAGAUAACCGUAAGAAGGCUAUCGAGGCUAUGGUGGUGACAGAACCUAUACAUCAGGGACUGCCAGGUCCUGAUGAAGUGUCGAUAAAAUCUGAACAAUUAUAUGUUCUGUUGAAGAGCAGUAAGCUUAAAGUGAUGAUUCUCGAUGCUCGGCCGAGUCAACAUUACCAGGAGUCACAUAUCAAUCAUCCGGUGUGCAUCAAUGUUCCUGAAGAAUGUAUUUCACCUGGUCAGUCGGCCAAUAUGUUGGAACAGAAGUUGCCGCAGGCUUCCAGGUGUGUGUGGGCCGAGCGAGCCUCAAUGGAACUGAUUGUGAUGAUGGACUGGAACAGCAUCACAGUUAUACCGGGACAGAAACUACAUCUGCUCAAGACCAUACUAUUAAAGUGGGACGUGAAGGUCCACUACUCCCGUCAGCCGGUGUGGCUGGUCGGUGGCUAUGAAGACUGGCUCCUCAAGUACCCGGCCUUCACAACCAACCCCCGGGCCGUCCCCCCCACCACCAACGACGUCGACGACAUGCUGGAUGAGAUUGAGUAUCCGACCUGGUCCGACCUAAGUCCUCCUCCGCUGACUGUUAACAGAUCCGCCAAGCCUUCAGAGCCUCUCGUAGACAGAAGUAGUAAGCUGGCAGCUGUCCAGCUGUACGAGGAGCGCGCGCGCGGCGUCCAGAACAUUCUGGAGCAGCAGGAGAGGAUCGCGGACACCUCGCUCACACUGGAGAUGCAGCGCUUGGAGGCUGAACAGGAUUGGGAGAAAGUUAGAUCUCAGAGGGAGGGCGAGCAGAGAGACGAGAUGAGGGCCAUGUACAAGCUGAGGGAACAGGAGAUUAUAUCACAACUGAUGCAGCUCGAGAACAAACAGUAUGAUAUGGAACAAGAGAAUCUCUCUCUCCGCGAACAGCUGGAGGAGUAUCAGAGGAGGGAGAGGGAGGAGGCGGAGAGACUGGAGGGGGGGGAGGACGAACAAAACGACGGAGAGGCUAUAGCGGAGCGCGCUCGACAGGCCGUAAGGGAUGUAGCUGCCAAAAGGGCCCGGAUUGCGGCUGUUACAGCGCAAAAAGAACGAUUAGACAGACGGAGAGAAGUUUUGGAGAUGGAAAGAAAGAAGAAACUUGCGGAGGCGCGCGCAGCGAGGAAACCCGGCGACAAAGAGGAAGACGAGACUCGUCCGGAUAGUCCUUCUUUGCCGCGGUCACAGUCUUCGCCGAACAUAGCCAAGGUGUCGUCUGAUGAGGAGGAGGUGACUAGCCCCGUAUUUGACCGCAGCACUAAGCCGGCUAAAGUGGCUCCCUCUAGCGAAAUGCAUCACAGAGACUUCCAACCAGUAUGGGGAGAUGUGGGCCGCGGGCUGACCGGUCUCAAGAACUUGGGCAACACUUGCUACAUGAACUCCAUCAUCCAGUGUCUCAAUAAUACGGCCAUCCUUGUCACUUACUUCUGUAAUGGACAGUAUCUCGAACACGUCAACAGGUCUCACAGCACCAGAGGCGCGAUCGCUGAAGAGUUAGCGGCAGUAGUACGGGCGUUGUGGUCGGGACAAUACAGGUUUAUAGCGGCUAAGGAUUUGAGGAGCGAGGUGGGUAAACACCAGCGUUCUUUCCGCGGCAACGAACAGCAGGACUCACACGAAUUCCUCACCAUCUUGAUGGACUGGCUUCACCUCGACCUACAAUUCACCAUCAAACCACCACACAAGGAGACCCUGGGGGCGUCUGAGCGCGCCUGGCACGAAUACACCAAGUCUAAAGAGAGUCUCGUGCUACGUCUGUUCUACGGUCAGAUACGUUCCACGGUCCGGUGUACAGUGUGCCGCGCAAGUUCACCCACAUACGACUCCUUCUCCAAUCUAUCGCUGGAACUGCCGCCGGCCGCUGCUCGGUGUACGCUCGCGGAUUGUCUGAAGCUUUACUUAAACGGUGAGACGAUACCAGGAUGGAACUGUCCCAACUGUAAGGAGAAGAGAGACGCCGUCAAGAAACUCGACAUCUCACGCCUCCCGCCCGUAUUGGUUAUACACUUCAAAAGGUUCUACGUGGACCCUAAAGAAUAUAUGUGCAAUGCGUACCGGAAGAAACAGACAUACAUAGAUUUCCCCCUAGAAGACCUUGACAUGAGGCAGUUCUCACUCCACUGUCCCGGGAACCCGAUAUAUAACUUGUACGCUGUGUCCAAUCACUACGGAACCAUGGAGGGCGGGCACUAUACGGCAUACUGUAAAAGUAGCGUUUAUGGCAAAUGGUACAAAUUCGACGACCACCUCGUGUCGGAAAUGUCUUCAGGCGAGGUCCGUUCCUCAGCAGCCUACAUCCUGUUCUAUUCAGCGUGCAAGCCUUCCUGA